Molecule: messenger RNA, 19840 nt
Organism: Anopheles coustani
Lineage: Eukaryota; Metazoa; Arthropoda; Insecta; Diptera; Culicidae
Gene: btsz
Exons: 15
Coding region: 842-14686 (4614 amino acids)
Biological process (GO): exocytosis
Cellular component (GO): plasma membrane; exocytic vesicle
Molecular function (GO): neurexin family protein binding
Source: RefSeq, a predicted model, not a curated record
UUUGUGUAUAGUUCUCACCCUUUUAACCACCAUUCGAUUGUUCUUCGGUGUUGCAACUCUGCGGUGUCGCAAGAUAUUUCCCCGCUGUCGUUCGCCGUAGUACCUAGCCUCCGCCGGAUACACUCCCAUUUCCCCCCUCCUCGUCUAGCUCAUUGUCUUCCACGGGCAACACGAUUUUAAUUGAUACCAAAUUUGCCAAACCCCAGGCUCUGGUGGGUAAAUCCUUCUCUACUCGUGCCUCCCGCUCCUCGUCGCAGUCGGUCGGGUUUUGCCUGUUCACCUGUGUCCCUGCUACCCAGCAGCGGAGUAGCCGUGCGUGCUAGUGUAUGUGUGUCUAUGUGUGUGCGUGUGCGUGUGUUUGCCCGUAAAAUUCGGAUCCCGUACGCUGCGUGCGGAGGAGCCCUAUUGUGUCGCUCGUGUACAUAUCCUUCUGGUGCUGGCCGUGGUCCUUCGCGAUACAGCGAUUCCACAAAUAAAUCAAUCACAUCCACGUGUGUGUCGGCGACAAUAACACCGAACAAGGAGCACCACAACUGCAAAAUAAAAGCAAAAGGAACGGGCCCACAGUUUUGCCAAUAUUAUUCACUUACGGAACGCCUAGCCGCUAGCGAUCCUUUCAUCUGGGGGUAGUUUUUGGGUUUUUGGUCCGCGUCCCGAGUGAACCAGUGUGCGGCGAUAAAGGAGUGAGUAGCCUACGUGGGGUAUACAAAAAAAAUUAAAUAAAAUAAAAAAAGAAACAAGUGUCAGCUCCUUACGCGGGUUGUGGGUAUGUGUACGCGUGUAAACUGGGCCUUUUUCGUGCGUCGUGCGUGACGGCGAGGUGCGCGUGUUGGUGCGUUGUAUGUGUGGUCGAUGUACGAGCGGCUCGUGGAAAUACUUUAACGCGUGUGGCAGCCCUCGGUGGGGCGGAAGGGUUCCGGCUGUGAGGGAACGGGGGACCCAAGGCAGCAAAAGCGGCAGGAAAGGAAUUCGUUUGAGGAUUCGUUCGGUGAGCCAACCCCGGUCAACCAACCAACCAACCAACCAACCAACCAACCACGGACGGACACAUACACAUAGGUUGGGGGUUGCUCAAUUAUCACCUGCCGAGCAUUCUGAGCGUUCCUGGGGGUUAAUUUACCUGUCAAAUCCUUGCGGAGAACGUGGACAAAGGGGAUACGACACUCGGCAGGAUAUUGAGCGCACGAUGGCCAGUGGACGGGCCCGGCUGCCACCAACCCCUGGGACCAUCGGUGGUCCCAAUCCUAGUACACGUCCGCUGACAGAGCUCCACACGAACAACAACCUUUACCAUCCGGUGACCUCGGGCACGGUAAAGUCCGCCGUCGUCAGUGCAGUACCAGUUCACGGAGGUGACCCGGAAUACCAGCAACAGCAGCAGCAACAGCAGCAUCCUCAGCAUCUUCAGCAUGCCCACCAGCAGGGCAUGGGACCGUCGACGGUCGGAGGACAGUCGCAGGCAGCCCAUCUGAACGUGCACCGGCACCAACAGGAAGUCGUGACCACCAUCGGAACGGAUUCGGCGCUAGGACAUGGCGUCGUGACGCAACCACUUCGCAAGCAGUUCGACGCUACCAGGCAGAUCCCCGAAAGGCCCAGCCAUUUGGCCGACGAAUGUGACUGGAUGAGCGAGUAUGCGGACAACAAUCUGAAGCGGCGCAGUUCAAUCUCGAAAGACUUCCUGCCGGCGUCGACGGCGUCAGCUGCACCGACGACGUCGGAUUGGCUGAAGAAGAGCAUCCGCCGCUCGUGGACCAUAUCCAAUGCAGAAGAUGAUAACGGUGCCACGCGGGAUCCGGACGUGCAACCGUAUCCGCAUCCGCACCUUCCUCGCAAGCAGUCGCAGUCAAGCUACCCGUCGCUGGUGAAACACCCGUACUUUAAUCCGCUCUCGAUGGCGGACGAGGACGAAUAUGGUGAGGAGGAGGAGGGCGAGGAGGAAGGUAUGGAUGCGAUCGGCGGUGGAGGAAAUCGGCGACCAGCGGCACUGCGACGUGCAAUGCCACCAAGACAAUCGACCCUGCCUAACCCGGAGGGCAUUUACUACGGGAGCAAUAAUAACCUAAUGCCACAGGUGUCCGUGUCGGUGUCGCCGAAGCAGCAGCUAAGCCCGAGCCCGCAGUACAACCAGGGCACUACCAGCCCGUACCAGACGGACAACGAGGCGGACAAUGACACUGGCUCGGAUCACCACCGGUCGCCGCUGGCGGCACGGUACAAAAUACGCAGACAAUCAACGCUUCCCUGCAAGCCGAACGAGAUGGCGAUGGAGACGGGAGGGGGAAUAGUGGCAGGAGCAGGCGGGCCGGCCCAUGGCAGCGGUCCGAAGAUAAUGAUGAUGUCCUCGUCGCCGAACAGCAGGACCAAUCUGUACUCCAAGUCGCCGGAGCGGGACGGUUCCGAUGCGUCGAAGCAGCAGCAACGUUUUCCACCCUUUGUACGUCAGUCCACCUUUCCGUCGAACUCUAACGACCCCUUCCUACUACAGAUCCAAUCCCAUUCUUCACCUUCUUCUUCGUCCCUGUCAACGCAGCAGCCGGGGCAGCAAGCGGUUGUCCCGCAUGGGCAGCAGCGUCAGCUGCCCACGUCCCCGAAUCGGUUGGUGUUUAACAAAUCGCCCGAUAGCGGCACCGAGUCGGGGCCGGGGGCGAGCGAAAGUAGUGGCACCAGCCCGCAUCAGGGCGGGGGGCCAUCCUACCAAAUGGCUCGCCAAGCGACACUACCCAAUCCCGAGCAGCACAUGAAGCUGCUUCCCACAUCCCCUCCCAAAAAGCAACUGUCACCGCACAGCAUCAAGCGCUCUCCCGACUUUGCACGCCAAAACACGCUUCCAGCUUCCCAGCAGCAACAACAGCAGCAGCAGCAGCCGGCUUCGGCACCUCAGUCGGCCCCGGUAGCCGUGCCGCAAUCCGUAGCCUCGUCAGAUGGCGGCGGUAUGGCACCGAUGGGCGGUGUGGGGACGAUGAGUUCACUCACGGUGCACCAGCACGGGCCCAAGUUCAUGCCCAUUUCGCCGCGCCAGAAGGCAUCCUUCCUCUUUCCCCAACCUGCCGCACCACAACCACGUCCCUUCCACUCACAGCAGCACUUCCCGACGCACUUGAGCACCUCGCCUUCGGCGGCCGCGGCCAUCAAUGGGACCGCCGGCGGAGCCGCCAUCGGCGGCAUAGGCACCAGCCACUCGUCCUCGACGUCGCUCGUGUCGGCUGCCGCGUCGAAGAUGAUCAAGGUGCGCAGUCACAGCAACGAAGAGUAUACGAUGACGGCGGCUACCAGAGCGGCCAUGGGGAUGGUGGGAAUGGGUCCGCUGAGCGAGGGACGCCGAAUGCUGCCAGAAAUACCGACUGGCACCGGCGGGGGCAGUCGCUCCCCGAGACUGAAAACGUUCGCUGAGGCGAAGCAAACGAUGGCGUCGGCGGCAGCGGAGGACAUGAUGAUGAUGGGCUAUGAGUAUGGGCACGUUGGUGAAUUUUACGACGAGGAUCAAGAGCUAUCGCUGGGCGAUCAGUACGAGGAGAACGAUGAGACGAGAGUACACGAGCGCACACAGCAGCAGCAACAGUAUGCGGCCGAACCGUUUCCGCUGCUCCCGAUACAACAGCAGCGACACUCCUUUGUGCCGCAACCAGUCGACUCCAGUCCGGAAUCGGUUGGCCCGGGAGGAAGCUACGGUUUCGCGAGCCGUAAAGAUCGGCUCCGGUCGCGUCGCAAGUCUCGCGAUAUGUACGAGCAGGAUGAAUCGCACCAUCAGCCGCAGCCACCCGCGCAGCAAUGCGCCGUUCCAGCGGAAAUGUCCGAUGCCGGCCCGCGAAUGCCGGCUAGUGAACCGGUCAAACGAAAGCCGGAAACGAUGCGCUCCAUCUCCGAGGAGGCACCAGCUGCAAAGCCACCUAAACCGAUCACCAGACGCUCGUUGUCGCAUCCAGAAAAGGAGACGCAGGUAUACGGUUCGAAGAAACAGGACAUUUGCAAGAUCCCAUCGCCGAAACCGCUGACGGAGCUGCACGAUCGUCAGUACAAACCGUCGUCAGCGGUCGUUUCCGCUACGUCACCGCGCAGGAAAAACAUCAAAUCCUUCGACUGUGGCACGAUGGGCACCAAGGCGGCCAACCUCACACCGGGCUAUCAUCCGCAAAUGCUGCCGCUCGGUGAGGGCAUGCAACAGGCAACUUCUCCCGGGGCUGGUGGCAGCUGCCUUAGCACCGGAUCAUCGCCGAACACAUCUGGCACCAACCGAUCCACCAGUGGCUACGGAGGUUCCGCUACGACGCUCGCCAAUAACAGCAACGGUGGCGCGGCAACCACGACAAUGGCUAGUAGCGUUGGUAGCAACAGUGCCGUGGCUGGAGCGGUGGCCGGAUUCCAGUCGUUCGGGCAGCGGAAAAUAUCAGCCUUCCAGCAGAUCCUGCAGCGCCAACGGCUGCAGAAGCGCGACUCGAAGAGUCUCGACAUUGUCGCCUCGAAGCUGAUGGAGGAAAAGUACGGCAGCGGAGGGCAGGAUGUGGAUGUUUCGAAGUCGCUGGACGAUGGCAUUUUCUCAGAGAGUGCUGGCCAUCAGUCGGACGACAAUAGCAGCGACGAACAUAUCAAUCUUACGUACAAGACAUCGGCGGACAACAAAACGACACUCGGUGAGGCAGAAAUACAGAACGCUGUCGAGGCGGCGGCCGUCAUCUUCAAGAAGGUGGUGCUGCAGCGCCGGGAGGAAAACAAAUGCAAAACAUCAAAUUCCAACACUGAGUGCCAUAGCAGCAGCGCCGAUGGAUUUACCGACGAAUCGGCCACCAUUGGUGGCUACUCAUCGUCGGAAACGGAAGCGGUCGGCCGGAUGCGUGGUGGUAGGUCCAACAGUAAUCGGCCACUGGUGCCACCCGGACCGCCGGCGGACUACGAAGAGUACCGGUUGGUGUUUUUCAGCUCGGACUCGUCGAGCAAGGAGGAAGAGUACGACAGCAGCUCCACUUCGUCCUCGUCCGCCAUACGGUGCGCCCGGCGAACCGCCAACCGCUAUCCAACCACCUCGGCCUCGCUGGAUGAGUGCGAUUGGGAUUACUUCGAGCCGGACAUGAUGCCGGAAGCCGCCACGGCCGAUGGUCGCCAGGGUACAUUCUUCUACGAAAUGCUCGCCAUGGCAACGAUGACUGCAGCGGCCGCAGGAUCCCCUCAAAAGCUCGGUCAUCAUCAGUGCGCUCGGAAUGUGGAACCACCGCCAACCGCCGCCCCCACAUCACCGUCACCGUCAACAUCGUCCACAGCGUUACCGUACUGCCAUUGCGAAUGCUGCAAUCGGCGGCAAACGACGCAGUACGUGCCGAUACCGGUCCCGGUACCGGUGCCCGUUCCGAUAGCCGCCUUCCAAAGUUGGCUGCUCGAGCAGCAGCAACAGCUACUUUUGUUGCACGGCGGUGGAGGUGGUGGAGCUGGACCCGCGCCGGCCACCGAAGGACGUGCGGCCGAGCAUGCCGUACGGGCUGAUUUGGUGCAGCAGCUGUGGAAGCAGUUUGCCGAAGCCAGCGGACAAUCGGGCGGGGUGGCGAUGGGCGAGCCGGGCCCGAAAUGUUCCUGCAAAGCUACACGAAACCGUGACCCGGAACCGUGUCCGACAUCCGAAAGCCACGGCAGUAGUGAUAAUGACCGAUUGUUUGAUGACCGUGCCGUCCACGUGCUUCCGAAGGGAGCGCAAUUACAGCGUGGUGGUAAUGACGAUGCUGCUGAUGACGAUGAUGAUGACGGGUCCGUUAGGCAGAAAAGUGGUUUACUAGCAAACACGGUGUGCAGCAGCAGUAAAGUGCAAGUGCAGAAAAAAACAGCAUCACUGCCUGGGUCGUUGUCGUUGUCGUCGUCGUCGUCGUUGUGUAAUGUAAUUACAAGUGGUGGUGUAAGUGAUAGCCGCUGUUCAUUGGCUUCAUCGAAGCGCAGCAGCAAUAGCUGUAGCAACAACAACAACCCGUCGGUCGCGGUCCGCGAUGCCGCUGCACUAUUACUACCACGAUCACUACCUUCACCGAACGCAGGUGGUGAGUUCUCGUCGUCGCCGCCGCCGCCGCCGCGACUGUUGCCGCCCCACGUUCCGGUUGCUGUGUCCGCUAGCGCUAGCGAAAUCGGUACAAACAUCCCAGCGGCAGCAACAACUACAACCGCGACGUCUACGACGACGACGACGACGACGACGGCGACGCGGGCCAUUCAAGCGAAAGAUAAUAUCGAUGGUGGUGUGGUGGUGGGCAGCAACAUCACCGAAGCAGGCGACGACGGGCAGAUUACCGCGACCAGUAAUGUACGUCGUGCUAGUGUUGCAGCAGCACUCGCUGCCGAUAGUACCCGUACCCGGUCCGGCUGCGUUGGACUAGAUACCGCGAUGAAUGAACGAGCCGACGACGGUUCGCAGCAGGCGACGACGGUUGCAGCACAACAACGAAACGACGACGGCGACAAAAUCGAGAACGAUGGCAUUGAACUCCUGAACGCGGCAAAGGUCGACGAGGGGGACCAGGAUCAACCAGAAGAUGGUGGUGGUGAUAAAGUUUGCGCAAAAGAAGAUAACACGGUCAGUGAUAGGAAGUCGGUGGUGGACCACCAGUUACUGCGACCGGUGAAAAUCGAACACCGACCGUCGAUGGACGACGCGGUGCGAUUGGUGUCGAUAAGUGUGCGGGACGAGCCGGAACCAGACGAUCACGACACCACCCGGCGGUCCGGGGAGGGCCAUCAUGUGCCGGGUGGUGAUGGUGAUGAUGGGGAUGCCGGCACAAGUGUUAAAAUUAGGGCAGUUUCACCGAGCGGCAGUAGUCAGGGAUACUUGCAGUACGAAUUGCUGUACCACCUGGCACAGUCCGGCGGCAAGUCAUCGACAUCCUCCUCUUCAUCCUCGUGCUCUUCUUCCUCGUCAGGCGAGGAGGCGGAGAGCAGCGAAGCGGCAGCGAAUGCACCCGCGGGUGAAAGUGAAGGUUCGAGCAGGAAGAAACCACCGUCGUCAUCCCGGAAAGUCAAGGUGGGAAAGUACUCUUUCCGCCUCGGGCAACUCCACCACCACCUCCCUCGGGCAGGCAAUGAUGAUUCUUCCUCGCCUCGCUCCUCCUCAGCAUCUGACGCCGGGUCGGUGCAUAAGUCGAGCGACGAGGAUUCGUCCGACGAAGAUUUCAACGUCGAUCAUCUUGCGGAAGAUGACGAUCGUAGUAGUACCACCUCCUCGGGCGAGGAAGAUGACCGGCCCGAUGGUGGCUGUGACGAGGGAUCCAAUCGUUUGUUGCUGCGAAGGAAACGAAGCGGCAAACGGUUUAGCGCUGUGAUGGUGGUUAAUCCCGAUCUGGACGAUGAUAGCAUGCGCGGUACGAGCGACGAGGGUGACAGCAGCAACAGCAGCGACAAUCAAUCGAUCGAAGAAGGCGGAUGCUAUUACGGCGCGGACGUAGAAGAACGCGACCAGCUAGGAGGUGGCGGUAUAGUGCUGAAAAAAAUGAGAUCAAUCGUCGGAGUAGGCGACGAAGAAUGUCACCAGUCCUGGCCGAGCAGCAGUAGCAGUGCCGUUGCGAUCACGGGCGGCGUAUUGGUCAGGAGCAAUCGGAGGAGGAGGCAGUCAAGUGCGGAGGAGUCAAUCGAGCCAGAAAUGGUUAAAGGAGAAGGGAGUGCCGAACGGGAGCACGCGCAUGAGGAGAGCGUGACGACGGCAGACGGUCAAGUAGAAGACGGAAACGAAGCAGAAAAAGAAGCAGGAUGCAGCUCAAGAAAGCCUCGCAAUGUGGAAGAAGUUAGUACUUUGGCACCCCUAGCGGAGAAGCGUGAAGACGCGGUGGACGAAGCAAAACUUUACCAGCGGCAGCCGCAGGUAGGGGAGGUGGACCCCGAGAAGACGACGGGUACCAGCGAUGCUGUUGAUGCUGAUGCUGUUACCGUUUCUGCCCGUACCUCCUCCGAUGGUGGUAAUGUUGCUGCUGGUGGUGCUUGUGGUCGUAUUCCAUCAACACCAUCACCACCAACCGAUGCGCUCGAUGCAGUGCAUCGGCAGCAACAUAACAGUGGCGCCCAAGAAUGGGAAACACCACCACCAACACAGGCGGACGGCGAGCAAAAUAAGAUAAACCUGAUGGCGUGUGCAGCAGGUAGCAGCAGCGGUGUUACAGGUGGGCAGCAUGCAUCAAUACCAACGCAACAACCGCCAACAUCGGAAACGCAUACCACCGUACUGCUGGCCCCCGCCGAGGUGGCUACAACUACAGCCACACCGAUGUUGGCAGAUCGAGGGGGCUUGAGAUCACGAUCGUCAUCACAGUCAUCAUCCCCGUCGUCUUAUGUGGAUAUCGUGUGUGAAAACACCACGGCCACGACUGUUGGCACCAGCAGCAGCAGCAGCAGCAGCAGCAGUAAUAACAAGUAUACGAGUCUUGUUAUGAUAACGUCGCCUAUUGCUUCUGGCAGCGCAGGUAACGGUAACGGUAGUGAAGAAGUUGGUUCUGCACGCUGGACAGCAGUGCCGUUGAUCCACGACAACAACGACGACGACGACGACAACGAAGCUGCCAAGGUGGCCAGUGAGCACGUAAACGUUACAGCAAGUGCAAGUGUGGAAGGUGGCCUGGUGGGUCGGCAUGAGUCCACGUCUGAGGCGAUCACUGUGCAGCACACAGCGCCCUUCUUGUCGGGGAGCGAAUUGUUGUUUGCUGGCCAUCGCGAUCAGUGUUUACCAGGGGAAGAGUUACAUCAAGUGGAACACCACCAGCAAGACGAGCGCAAGGGCGUAAUAAAUCACCGUGGUGAGUUGUUGGCGGUCGGUGGUGAGAAUGAUUAUGACGGCGAACGAAAGAGUUCAACGGAAGAACACGGUGAAAACCCGCCCCAGCAUAGGUGUGACGACGACGACGACGAGGACGGAACGGCGGUGAUGGAUCGUGAACCUUCGCCCUCCUCGCUGGACCACAGCGUCAUGGAUGAAAGGAGGAAGGCACAGAAUGUUGUAGGUGGUGAUGAUGGUGAGCGAAACAGAGUGAGUUUAAGCCGUCAGCAUGAUGGGGAGCGCUACCAUCAGCGGACUAUAACUGUGCCGUACGGGGGAAUCGAGCCACACGCAGUGAGUGUUGACGACGUCGACGAUGAUGGACGUUUAUCGCAAACCCCCCCUGUGAGUUAUGGUGAAUCGUCAUCGAUGGGAGAGUCCCAUGAGUAUGAUGAUGGCCACGGUGGCGGUGCACGGGGGGAACAGUUUGGUGAUGCUGAGAGGCAGGACGGGGGCGAUAGUGUGACAGUCGUGACCGGAUCGAGCACGCUCUCGGCGGUGAUCUGCCUGGAGGAUGGGCUCGCGGAUGACGAUUCGUGGGUGGAAGAGAUUAGCCAGGAUGAGGAGGAGUUCGCCACGACCACCACGGCCACCGAUUCCGAUAUGGACGACUCGAGUGAAGAAAUGUCGUUCUCGUCGCAGCACGAAGAGGAAUUGCGCGGCUAUAACCGGGCCGCGAUCGAUUUCACGCUGCACACGAUCGUGGAGGAGAGCUGCGAGGAAAGCGAAAUCGAGUCACGUGGGUCCGGUCGGGCGGUGGGCGGUGGGCGCCAUCGCGUACGGAGGGGUGGAGGCGGUGAACACGGUAUCGGUGCGGACGACGGUGGUGAUGAUGAGGACGGGCCAGACUCGGCCCAUCGACUUUCCGCGUCCGAGCUGGAGAAGUACUUUUUCUACGGCCUCGGUGGGGACGUUGGUGGUAAUGGUGGUGGAGGAGCUAGUGGUAGUGCUGGUGGCCGGCAGACCGGGCAGUUUGGUGGAUCGAGUGGCUACGGCAUGAAUACGCACGACGAUCAGAGCGAACUGUCCGAAGAGAGUAGCUCACUGUGUAGCGAAGGGCACGAUUCCCUUGGCAGUGGUACCGCGUCGGGGAGCGCAUCGGCGGCCCGGCUUUCAGGCGCUUCAAUGGACAACCAUGAUCACGAGGGGGAGGACAAUUCGACUGACUCUGUGGCGGAUUUGGCUUCAUCGCGGUUGGAGAAGUACUUCCUGACCGGGUUCCUCGGUUACAACAGUAACGAUCGCGGUGGAGGCGGUGGAACCGGUGGUGGUGGAGGAUCGGAUGGUAGCGGUGGCAGCGUUGGCAGUGACAGCGAAGGACACGCCAGUCCCGAGCAGCGCCGGAAGAGGCUGGUCCGGGCCCGAGGGGCUACGCGAUCGCACAGCUCGCUGGACAAUCUGCUGCUAGCCGGCAAAGAUCCGGCCGACCACGACAUGACACCCGGGCUCGGUUCGGGCACACACUCGGGGACGUCUUCACUCGAUGCCGGAGGUUCCGGGCUUCCGGGAGGACCGAGCAGUGCCGCCGGCAGUGGCGAUAUUGAUCAUUCAUCCGAAACGGACACCUGCGACGAAGCGUCCCUCUCGUACCCACAUCCGGACCGAGGAGAAUCGUCUCCAUACGACACGAUCGGAAGGCGCAAGAAAAAGUACACCAUGAAGAAGUCGACUGAAGUGUUGUCGCGCGUUGACCAACAGCAUGCCGGUUCCGUUGUUCAGUCCACGGAAGGAGGUGGAGCUGGUUCGGAAUCGGAGGAUAGUCGUAAAACCCCACAACCGAUCGCUCCACCAGAAACGGGGGCCACAGGUGGAGCAGCACUGGCUGCCACCUCCAGUGUCGCGACCCUCCAACCCGCUGCAAUCGAGAAUGCGAGGAAACAGAACAGCCGGGACAGUGGUUUCAUCGGAAGUAACGAUGAUCUGCUGAAGGAGGAACAUGGUGGCCACACGAACGCCGUCACCGUUUCGACGAAGUUGUCCGCUGGCUCGGAGCAGCGGUUCGAGUUGGCGGGCAUACAGGAAGAGAACAAGAGCGACCUAAAGGAGAUGGACACUGGAGCGGCGACGGCGACGAUGGCGGCGGCAAGGAAGCCACCGCUAGGAAAAACGACAACACCGACGGCGGCCGCAUCCCGAUCGUCGUCAACGGGCGCUGGUAGCGUUACAAAGACCGGUGGUGGUGGUCCAGGUAUGGUGAAUCUGGUGCGCAAGGAUAGCUUCAACAACUGGAGCUCGGACGAGGAAACCAACCUGAUGAUGUCCAAGAUGCGACAGUUCUUUAAAUCGCUUGUCGCCGCCUCGGCCAACAGCUCCCGCCGGUUGCCAAAUUCGAGCAGCAACUCGACGCCAGUCGUCAGUGGAUCGAAUACACCCCAGCAGGGUGGCAGUACGCCGGUGGCGCGACCCCGCGGCAUGCGCACCAAGCCCCCGCAGUUGGUGUACUUCGAGAACGAGCUGACGCGGUUGAUGAAAACCGUGCCCGGCAUCCGGGACGAGCAGGUGCGCGAGAUUGUAGAGUACCUGAGCAGCGAGGACACCUGGUCGGAUUCGUACGAUUCGUCCGACUACACCAGCUCCGAUCUGGAGGGUGCCGGUGUGACCGGCGACGGCGGGGGCAAUCCGUUCGGUCUGCAGGAGGAGAUAUCGGCCAGCUGCCGGCAGAUCAUCAGUAAGUUUGAUAGCAGCGUGCGCAAGGACGAGGAAGGUGACAUCGGAGAUGGCGGGCUGGUGACGGGGAUGGGGCCACCCGAAGAGCCGCUCGUUCCGUCCCAUCGCCCUUACCAUCACGCGCUCCCUCAUCAUCAUCAACAUAACAGCACACCGCUAAGCAAGGAAACGGCCUUUGUCUAUCAGCGCUUGGUGGCGUCUUUGUCAAAGGUGGUACCGAACGAAUCACCGGGCGUUACCGACCACGAUGGGCCCGAAAACGAAGUGAAGAAAAGUGCCUCGACGAUGUCGGGCACUGCGACCGCCGGGACUGCCGCACCACAGCCUGCUGGGGCGCCUGGUACGAGUUCGUCGACCUCCUCGCCACCGCUCAUAGCGAAAGUGAUGCAUCAUAUCGGAAGCCGUCUGGUGGCGCUCAUGCACGAGGUGAGCAGUGGCGAAUCGUACGCUAGUGUAUCGCCGAAGCAGCACAACCGGAUAGGAGGCUCCGGCCACCGGACACCUGGUGCGCUUGGGGGAAGCAAUCCGAUGGGCGGCGGAUCGACGCACCAUCUACCCCAUCAUCACCACCAUCAUCAUCUGCACCAUAACGUAAUAUCCGCGACGACGACGGAGGACGAUGAAGAUAGUAGUACCUCGGAGAGUAACGACCGUCCGCACCAUCAUCAUCAUCAUCACCACCAGCACCACCAUCAGCCUCAGCCUCAACACCACCAUCGGGCCCGAGGGCAGGACGAUGAUGAAUUAGUAGCAGGACCAGCCGAGGCCGGAUCCUCGUCGUCAUCGUCGUACGCGGCGACGAUGCUACUGCCAAGGAGCAAGAGCCACGACUUGCUGCUCGGUGAUCAGAGAUCUCAGGGACCGUAUCAGUAUCAUUCCGGCGCCGGGUCCGGCGAUAUGGUUGGCAUGGAGGAACGGGGCGAGGCGAGCGAUUACGAGCGAUUUUCCUGGCGAGGCAGCUUCGAGUCGGCACUGCUGGCCAACGGGGACUCGCGCACCAAGCUCUCCAUGUUGGACAACUCGUCCUCCUCCAAGUCGGUGCUGGUGGCGAAACGCCGGUCGGCCGGCGAUCUGCUAUUCAACAAUCAAAACCUGAGUCAAGAGCAGCUGGAUCGCGUCCGCAGCUGCGGCAGCAUCGGGGGCGAUCGGGAGGACUUUGACACGUCCUACCAGCAGAGCCCGGCACACGGCCACCAGCAGCCAAGCAUGCAGCACCACCAGCAUUACUCGAGCGGUUCGGCGACGACGGGCCGACGGCGUACGCUCUCCAGUGUGGCCGCUGAUGAGGAAGACACCGAUUCGGACGGCUCCUGCAGUAAGGGAGGCACGGCCGGCAAUGUUGGUAGCGGCGGCAGCAACAGUAGACUGGUGCUCGCGUCUCGCUCGACCCUUCCACGAAGUUUGCAAACCACGAUGGCCACCGGCACGACCAAUUCGCUUCCCCGGCUACCGACGUCCAACCUUCAGACGAUCAUGCAAUCGGUGGCCUCGUCUUCUUCCGUUUCGUCUUCGUCACUCGCGCCGACCCCCGCCACCGCCAUCUCCUCGGGAUCGACGAAAAGUUCUGGCUCCGCUGGUGGUACCGCGAGUGGUGCAAGUGGCGUGGCCAUGGGCCAAAAGUCCCAGAGUGUGUACCAUUUCUUGCAGAACAAUGUGAAAAGUGCACGUUACCGAGCGCCCGGGUUCAACCGGCCCCCUUCCGCUCCGAAGCGGGCCAUGUCCGCGCCCGGCUUACAGCCACCUUACCCGCGUCGAGAAAGGCGCGGUCGCUUGCAGCACCUCUUAAAUGAAGAAAACAACAGUCCCGAGUUGACGGGAUCGACAGGGGCGCUUGGUGGCGACGAGGAUACACAGGGCAGCAGUCCGCGUGCGAGCGGACCAGGUGCCGGAUCAUACGACCGGGCGGGUGGCGAUGGAACGGCUCCGAACGGUAGUGGUGGAGGAGGCGGAGGCUCGCUACACAAGGGCGUUGGAGGUGGCAGUAUGGUAUCGUCACCGGUGGGAUCGGCCGGCGGUGCCAGCGACAACUGGCCGUCGCAGUCGGACGAGGAUAUCGAUCGGCUGGUGGCACUGCACCAGAACCGCGCCAGCCUCAGCUCGCUCGGUCUACGCUCGGACUCGAUGGCGAGCGUUUACUCGGGCGCCGGCGAGGGCCGGUACGGUACUGUUACGGUUCGCGGACAGAUCGAAUUCGGUAUGCAGUACAACUAUAAGCAGGGCGCCCUCGAGAUACACGUGAAGCAAUGCCGCGACCUGGCCGCGGUCGACACGAAGCGAAACCGUAGCGAUCCCUACGUUAAGGUAUAUCUGCUACCGGACAAAUCGAAGAGCGGUAAACGAAAAACGAAAGUAAAGAAGCACACCCUCAAUCCGGUGUUCGACGAGGUGCUUCGGUUUCACAUGAGCCUCAACAGCUUGCAGACGCGCACGAUCUGGCUCACCGUGUGGCACUCGGAUAUGUUCGGCCGGAACGACUUCCUCGGCGAAGUGAUGAUGGGUCUGCAGGAUAAGGUGUUCGACAAUCCACAGCCACAGUGGUAUCAACUGCAGGAGCGGAGCGAACCGUUUGAAGAUCUUUCCGCAUACAAGGGAGACAUCAUCGUCGGGCUGAAGUAUGUUUCGGCCGACUCGGAUGGCGGUGGCAGCAUCGGACCGGGGUCCGCUGCUGGCGGUGGCAUAAUCGGCAGCGGAAGCGGCGGAGGCGGCAGCGGUGGCAGUGCUGGCAGUGGCUUUGGAACGCUAAAUUUACGCAAGUUUAGCACGCGCUCGCUGACCUCGAACUCGUCGAUGUUGUCGGGUCACAGCAAGGGCGCACUGCACGUACUGGUGAAGGAAGCGAAACACCUGCAGCCGAUCAAGUCGAACGGAACAUGCGAUGCGUUCUGUAAGAGUUAUCUACUACCGGAUAAAAACCGUAGCUCGAAGCAGAAGACACCCGUCAUCAAACGAACGAACUCACCGGUGUGGAACUUCACGUUCGUGUACGAGGACAUUUCGCUGGCGGAGCUGUCCGAGCGCGCGCUGGAGCUAACGAUAUGGGAUCACGACCGGCUAGCGAGCAACGAAUUUCUGGGCGGUGUUCGCUUUUCGCUCGGUAACGGUAAACAUAAUGGCAGGGCAGUCGAGUGGAUGGAUUCGACUGGCAAGGAGCUAUCGCUCUGGCAGAAUAUGAUCAACCGGCCGAACUUUUGGGUCGAGGGUGCCCUGGUUUUGCGUCCCUCGCUAGAAAAUGCCCGAUUUUCCACAUAAUUUUCAGAAACCCCCGUAGAUUCGCGAGGAAUCUUUUAGUAGAGUCGGUUCCUCGCCAAAUCCUUCAACACCACCAUCAAUUCCUGUCCGAACCUUUCUUCCUUUCCCGCCCUCAACAAAAACCAAUGGCAACCGUUAGCAUAACUAGCGUAGAUAAGUCCGAGAACAAUCACAUUACGAACAACCGGCACACACACGCAUACACAUACACCUAAAACAUGAGACAAGUUGGGAGAAGUGUGGAAAUAGAAUUGUGAUGUUGCUUUGCAAUCAACCUAUUCAAUAUAGAAGUAUAACAUAUACUGUGAAUUGUAAGAAAAUUCAAACACCUAGUGUAAGCACACGAAUGGGAAAACCUUUUCUUCUUUGGGGCUGGUCUUUAGGGUUUGCUAGGCAGACAGUUAGUUUGGCGUCAUUGAUCGCAACAGAUGCGACCCCCCCGUGCAAUGGAAAAGGGCCAGAGUGAGAGCUUAAGGUGUAGGCAGGAAAAAGAAGAAGAAGAAGAAGAAGAAGUGAAAGAAAAAGCAAAAUCCGCCAUAAGGGCGGACGAUAGCAAAUGAAAUAAAAGGAAAUCAUUACGAUGAACGUUUGCUCUACAUCACCUCAUGUGAAAAUAAUAGAAUUUUUCUGUGUUCAUCUAUAUACCAUCGUCGUAAUACCAUUCUCUCUCAUCAAUCGUGUCCACCAACAACCAUGGUGAUGUUUUUGUAGGCUGUAAAACAUACAAGAGAAAAACACAUUGUAUCAAUUUCCUAAUUACACUACGAAUAGUUAUUAUUAAUGUUAUGCUCCGUGUCCUGCAAAACGGCACCGGAUGCCCUCUAGUUCAGCAAUGUUGUGCCGGCGCUUUGAUACAGUACCAUGGCAUGCACUCCCGCCUUCCUCGUCCUGUCCACCGGCCGCCUGGUAGAGGUUUUGACCCACGAAAACGGUUCCACCAGUGGAUGAUAAUGUUGAAGCUUAUGCCCUUGCCUUUUUGCUCUCUUGCCCUGAACCUAAAAGUGAUCGAUGGCGUAAGAGGGUCAAAGGAAAAGAGAUACAUAGGAAAAAUAGAUGACUUAAACGUAGGCUAUCGAGGAAAAACGAUUCUUGGUCGAUGUAGUAUGCCCGCGUGCGACACAUUGACAGCCGCAAUUGGACACAUAUCAUGCAUUUGUAAAUUUUAUACCGCAUUGGAAAGCGCGCGGCUUUUUUUUGUGUGGUGGGAUAGCUUCUAUUUGAUUUCAGAAACGUAAUAAAAAGAAACACGAGAAAUGAGGCUUGAUGGCACGGCGUGCUGUGGCGGGGGCAUAUGGUACUGUAUCCGAUCCGCCGGCAAACGCAACUUAUUCUUGUUAAACUUUUUCACCACAGAUUCACUCUGAUUGUUAUACACUUGAUUCCUCUUGAGUCUGAAUCUUCGAUGGGUGUAUUAUGCGUACGCAGAUGCACGGCCACCUUUAUACAUUUAAAACAAAAACUUAGCUACAUAUUUACAAUUCUUACAACAAACAAAAAAAAACCAAUCAAAUGACUGACCAUGUUUAUAUAACAAAAAAAAAUUAAUAUUAUAAUACGAUACGAACAAGCGUAUUCGUUUACUCGUGGCAGGGUUUGGAAGCAGCAAACCAACGGAUUACUGAAACGCGCCUGAACACAAGUGUGUGUAGUCUCGUAAAACCCGACUUUGAUCAAUUGACGCUAAUUCCUCCACAAAGCUCUAGGGAGAGGAAUCCUUGCCAAAGGAUGAUGGCAGGGAUGAGAGGCGUAUUUAGGAUUUGCAAAACGUUACAAUACAAUUAAACUGACACUUCGCGCCUGUCUCGCGAUUACGUCGAGUCUCGGCAAAGGUAGUAGUAGCUGCUAACCCGGCUUCUUUCGGGAAGCACGCGGUAAAGCGCGUGGCACGGAUGCAAUGCAGUGGGCGAAGGAUUAUUGGAGGGAUUUGUCGGCACGGACACACAGGACGGAGAAAAAAAAAUGGUAAAGAAAUAACAAAAUCGCGAACAAAAACACAGGAAAACGACACACGCGUUUCGACUGGGCGUUUCGUGCUGCCGUGUUUGUGUGUGCGCCGAUACGCAUACGUACAAUUUACACACGUAUUUUGUAAAACGAAUAAUUGUAUAACACAAUUCUAUUGAUAUUUAACGAUUAUAUUAUACACACGACGGAUCAUGGAGCAAAACAUGGAUCAUGCAAAAAAUCUUAUGAACUUCGCGAUUAGUACGUACUAACGCACCCUUCUCUAUCCGAAGUAGAGUCGGGUCAUUCCUUAGUAAUAUUAGGAUAUAAAAACAAAAAAAAAGACAGAAAAUGGGGGAGGAAUGUGAAAAUUAAAGAGAGAGAGAAAGAGAAAGAGAGAGCAUGCAAAAGAAUAAGAAAGGAUAUAAGACAAAUCGAGAAACAACCCACACGUGUUGCAAUCUUUCGCGUAAACAAAUAUUGAAACAUCGUUUUUAAAUAGCCUAUUCAACAUCUUCAUAGUUCAUUCUUUUUCGAAAGAUUGUUCCUUCAGCUACUAAAUGGUGGUUUUUUUUCUAGCCACUCAAUCGAAAUUCCAUUUCCUGACAAACAAUUUACGAAAUCCUUCGAAUGGCUUGCAUUACAAAUUUAUUAAAUUAAAUAUACGUAUCAACAUUUUUUCAACAUGUCAACAUGACAUAUAUUUUAAAUUACUUUAUUCGAUUUUAUUUAUAUAGUCUAAUUUGUAUAACGCGGCAAUAUGCAUGUGUUCUAUCGUACGCUACCUUCUAGCGAUUUGUCGUAAGGUGAAAGGACAAAGUCUUGAUAAGUUGGGGAAAGUGUCGCAAUAUCCACCCUCCAUGCAAAUCAUUUCCAUUUAUUCAAUUUACACUGUUUAAAAUUGUGAGUAAUUUGGCCACAGCAUGGAAAGAUUAUGGCCAAUGGCUUAUAGACCAAAUGUUCUUUACUAAUUAAUAAAACGAAAGUAUUGACAGUCGCUACAAAAUGUAACGAAAUUUAAAUGUUCAACUAUUAUUUUUUCGUGCCACAACUUAACGCAGCUAUGCGACACAUUUUGUAACAUAGAAAACAUCCAAAUUAGCGAGCCCCAUCGAGUGAAUAUUGCCACACUUUCUUGUGCUUCGCAAGGAAGUAGGAAAUGAGGGAAAAGCGGUAACCAGCACGAUAUGAUUUUUGUUUGUGAUUUACCAUAUUAAAAUGUGCAAUGAAAGCUACUUAUUAUAUAACCCUGGGUUGGCAUUCUGUUGGCCAGGUUAGGUAUUAUCCUGCAAAGCAAAUUGAAGACGAUAGGCGUAACAAUGUGACCAACGGUUUUUCUUGGCCUGUAAAGGCACAUUAGGGAAGGCGCGGCGUGACGAGCGGGAGCAAAGAUUGGGCAGUUAUAGUGCAAGAUAUAGUAGCAAAACGUAGUAUUAUCACCACCCGUAGUAAUUAUAUACACACACAUACACACACACACACACAUACAUAUACACACGUACAUUCAGAUAAUUAGUAGUUUAAGAGAAUCCAAAAUCUAAGGGAAAGUCCCAUCAUAGGGAGCAAACGACUUCUCCCGAAUGCUCCAUUUGACGUUAGUUUGUUUCGUAAUUUCCGAUGUUUCAGUUUUUGUUUUUUCGAAUCGCGAAACAGUAGUGCGAAAGUUAAUUGUUCGUUGGUAGUAGUAAUAAAACUAGGGAAGGAAGAACUUCAAUCCGAUUUCUCGGAACACACUUUUCAACUAUUGCAUUUGCCGUAGACGUGUUUUCGUGUUUUUUCAACUACAACAAUUAUAAAGCGCGGCAGGAGAAUUAAGAAACUAUUGCAGGAGAGAGUGAGAGUAGGGGUAAGCGCGGGAAGACAAAUUGACAAGGAUACAAUCGGAUAGAAUAAAAGUGGAACGUACCGGUGCAAGAGGAAGAUAAGCAACACUUUAUUCCGUUUACAUAUCGCGUCGCCCGAAAAUCACUUAUUCACUCGAAACUAUUUGACUUAAUGAUGAACACGCCGGUUGUCGUUUCCAAUUCGACCUUCUUCGAACCACAGACACCUGGGUAUGAGUGUUUGUUUAAUCUGUUUAGGAACCAACGUUCAAAUGCACGUGCCGUACGGCUGUGCUGCAACACAUAUGAAAAGUGGUGGGAUACAAGAAGCGGAAUCAAAAAUUACAUUGCAGUAGUACAAUCAUUUACCAUUCGUCCCCGUGAACAAUUCAACCCCGCGGCGGCUUGGGGUGGAAAAAGGCACACAACUGGUGGAAGGUGAAAAAUAGUGAAACAUCCCCUCUCUCGAUAAGUGAGGAUAAUCGGAAGGAAGCAAUCGGAAUAGAAUUGGAUGCGACUCGAAGGAAGGGACAAGACGGAGGUACAUUUGCCAAAGCAAGGGAUUUCAAAUUUACAUUAGCCAACCGGUGAGUUUGAGAUUAUUUUCGUUGCUGCCUUUAUGAAAUAUUUUACGUUUUACUAGAUGAGUUUAUGAGUAUAAACUGUUAGUGUUACUGCCACGUGGCCGUUGCACGUGGUUAGGCUAUAUUACCCGCUUGUAAUGAUUAUGAUCUACUAUUAGUGCGCUAUUUGAGUGUCUGUUCUCGUGAGAUAUUCUCUAAGCAAUUGACAUACGUGUAUGUUAAAAUCAUUCCUGUACGCUCAGCUAAAGUAACGGGCCACGCCUGGUCACAAAUAAUGUAAAACACUCUGCAAAAACUCUAAACUAAGCUACUUAAACACGCCAGCUGCGAUAAGUAAUGGACGCGCGAGACAAAUCGGGGUCAAUUUCAAGUGAUUUAAUUCUGGUUUUUGUCUCGCAGGGCACGCGGCGAGAGACCCCGAUCGGGGGAGGGAGGGUAACUAGUUGAAGGUAGAAACUGUGCAUGUGCAUGGCAUAGGGAAGCUGGAGAGGAGGAGGCUCUAGUAACCCGUUGCGUUCACAUGAUUUUCCUGACCCUUUUGCUGUUCCUUUCGCUUGUCCUUUUGCCCAUCUUCAACUGUCCAACGGACGUAAAAGCAAAAUGGUGGCCUAGCCCGUUCAUGCGUACUUUUUGGAUAUUCUUUUUUUUACUCGUUUCGAAGUUGUAGAUACUAAUAGUCACUAACAAUUGCGUCCGACACUAGCGGCGACAGAUAAGCAAAAAAGGAAAAAAAAAUUAUGUGACUUCUUGUAACAUGCAAUGCAUGCACUUUGCUGUAAAGCUACGUUUUCUUUCUUUUUCCG